UGCUGGCCGCCUGCCUGCAUGACUUCUCCCUUUCGCUGCAGAGCAAAGAGCGGAAGGAGCCGACUGUUUCCCGACUGCAGCUCGCUCUCCGCCGUCAGUAGAGGGCAAAAGCAACAAAACAACAAAAAAAAAGCAACCCCGUCUGUGUGGCAUGUGACAGCCAGCGAGCCCCUGUGACGUGAAGGAAGAGACCGGGACGCGGCUCGAGCUUGUGCCGGGGAGGAGCGACUCUCGGCGGGUUCGGAUGGAGAGCCUGUGCGGAGCGGAGCUCCCCUUCUGGGUAGCCAACCAGACGUUCCACAGAAGUCGGCCCGACCUCCCAGAAUGUUUCCAGCUGUCUGUCCUGUCGUGGCUGCCCUGCAUCUACCUGUGGGCCGUCUUCCCCAUCUACCUCUACUAUCUCAACAGGAACAAGAAAGGCUACAUCAUGAUGUCCAUCCUGAACAGGUUCAAGACGGCUUUCGGCUUGUUCUUGUGGAUCAUUUGCUGGACGGAUCUGUUCUACACGUUCCACGAGCUGCGGCAGGAUCUCACCCGGCCGCCCAUCUUCUUCAUCACCCCGCUGGUGCUCGGUAUGACCAUGCUGCUGGCCACAUUUCUGAUCCAGUUUGAGAGGUUACGCGGGGUUCAGUCCUCAGGGGUCCUCUUCAUCUUCUGGUUCCUGUCUGUGCUGUGUGCCAUCGUGCCUUUCCGCUCCAAGAUCCUGAAGGCCUCCAAAGAGAACGGAGUCACAGACAAACUGAGGUUCACCACAUUUUACUUCUACUUCAGCCUGGUCGCGUGCGAGCUCAUCCUCUGCUGCUUCAAUGAGAAACCUCCGCUUUUCUCCGACGUCGUCACUGACCCCAAUCCCUGCCCUGAAACCACCGCCGGUUUCCUCUCCACCGUGACGUUCUGGUGGUUCACAAGGUUGGCCAUUAAAGGCUACAAGAUGCCUCUGGAGGCCAAAGACCUGUGGUCUCUGAACCAGCGCGACAGCUCCAAGGUGAUGGUGCCCAAACUCCUCAAAGAGUGGGAGAAGGAGCAGGUCAAGGCCAAGAGCGACGAGCAUCUGUCCAGCCAAGCCACGUACGCCAAGCCCCCGCCGUCGUCCAGCAACCACGUCUCAGGAGGCGCCGGGGGACCUGACACCAGCCCCGAGGAAGUGGAGGUCCUGCUGUCCAGUCAGAAAGUUUCCCCCCGCCAGCCAUCGUUCCUGCGCUCCCUCCUCAAAGCCUUCGGGCCAUACUUUUUGAUCGGCUCAGCCUUCAAGCUGCUGCAGGAUGCCAUCACCUUCGUCAACCCUCAGCUGCUCAGGAUGUUGAUCUCGUUCACCAAGCAGGAGGAUGCUCCUGCGUGGUGGGGCUACACGCUGGCCUUCCUCAUGUUCUUCACAGCGUUACUGCAGACCUUGGUCCUCCACCGCCACUUCCACUACUGUUUCGUCACGGGCAUGAACGUCCGCACCGCUCUCAUAGGAGCCAUCUACAGGAAGUCGCUGGUGAUAACAAAUGCCGCCAAGCGUUCGUCCACGGUGGGGGAGGUGGUAAAUCUGAUGUCUGUGGACGCGCAGAGGUUCAUGGAUCUUACCACCUUCCUGAACAUGCUGUGGUCCGCUCCCCUUCAAAUCGUCAUGGCGCUGUAUUUCCUCUGGCAGAACCUGGGGGCGUCUGUGCUCGCUGGAGUGGCUGUCAUGGUCAUGCUCAUCCCUUUUAACGCCGUAAUUGCCAUGAAGACACGGGCCUACCAGGUGGAGCAGAUGCAGCACAAGGACUCUCGCAUCAAGCUGAUGAACGAGAUCCUGAACGGCAUUAAAGUCCUCAAACUGUACGCCUGGGAGAAGUCCUUCAAAGAAAAGGUGCUGGCCAUCCGGCAGAAGGAGCUCAACGUGCUGCGCAAGACGGCCUACCUGGGAGCGCUGUCCACCAUGGCCUGGACCAGCGCCCCGUUCCUCGUCGCCUUGACGUCGUUUGCCGUGUAUGUGACCGUGGACGAGAACAACGUCCUGGAUGCCGAGAGGGCCUUUGUGUCGCUCUCACUCUUCAACAUCCUCAGGUUUCCUCUCAACAUGCUUCCCCAAGUGAUCAGCAGCAUCGUGCAGGCCAGCGUUUCUUUGAAGCGAAUCCAGACUUUCCUGAGUCACGAUGAGCUGGACCCGAACUCAGUCGACAGGAAGAGCGCAGCCCCCGAGUUUUCGGUGACCGUGGUUAAUGGGAAGUUCACGUGGGCUAAAGAAGAGCCACCUGUUCUGGACAACAUCAACGUGAUGGUGCCGCAGGGCUCCCUGCUGGCCGUGGUGGGCCACGUCGGCUGCGGGAAGUCGUCCCUGAUCUCAGCGCUGCUGGGCGACAUGGAAAAGCUGGAGGGGGACAUCUCUGUGCGGGGCUCGGUGGCUUACGUACCGCAGCAGGCCUGGAUACAGAACGCCACGCUGCGGGACAACAUUCUGUUCGGGAAAACCUACAACGAGCAGAAAUACCGCUGCGUUCUGGAGGCCUGCGCCUUGACGCCGGACCUGGAGGUGCUUCCUGGAGGAGACUUGACCGAGAUAGGAGAGAAGGGCAUCAACCUCUCCGGCGGUCAGAGACAGAGGGUGAGCCUGGCUCGAGCUGUGUACAGCGACGCUGACGUCUACCUGCUGGACGACCCGCUGUCUGCCGUGGACGCCCACGUGUCCAAACACAUCUUUGACAACCUCAUCGGUCCAGAAGGGGUGCUGAAGGGCAAGACUCGCAUCCUGGUGACACAUGGCAUCAGCUACCUGCCUCAGGUGGACAACAUCAUGGUGAUGGUGGAUGGCCGGGUGUCGGAGAUGGGCUCCCACCAGCAGCUGCUCAAUCAGAACGGGGCCUUCGCUGAGUUUCUCAGGAACUACGCGCUGGAAGACAUGGUGGAGGAGGACGAGGCCACCGAGGAGCGGAUAGAGGAGGAGGAGGAGUUAUUCCCUGAUGACGCCCUGAGCAACCACCACACAGACAUGGUGGACAAUGAACCGAUGAUCAAUGAGGCUAAGAAAACCUUCAUGAGGCAGAUAAGUGUCAUUUCGUCCGAUGGUGAGAACCCCAGAUGCCGCUCAGUGAGGAGACACGGCUGCAGCCAAAGGAAACAUCCAGAGCCCCAAGAGAAGAAGAAACCACAAGAGGUGGAGAAACUGAUCCAGGCAGAGGCGGCAGAAACCGGCCGGGUAAAAGGCAAAGUGUACCUGGAGUACGCCAAGGCGGUGGGACUGCUGCUUUCAGUGGUCAUCUGCAUGCUGUACGGCUGUCAGAGCGCAGCCGCCAUCGGGGCAAACAUCUGGCUCAGCCACUGGACCAAUGACGCCUCAACAAAUCAAACCAAGGAGAAUGUUCACAUGAGGGUGGGGGUGUACGCGGCACUGGGGAUCGCACAAGGUUUGCUGAUUUUGGCUAACUGCCUGUUGUGCCGGGCCUACAGUACGCUGAAGGCAGCCAAGAUCACGCACUGCAACAUGCUUCAGGGGGUCCUGCGGGCUCCGCAGGCCUUCUUCGAGAGCACCCCCACUGGGCGGUUACUAAACCGCUUCAGCAAAGACGUGGAUGCUAUAGACUCCCACAUCCCAGAAAAUAUUGACAUAUGGAUGCGCACUUUCUGGUACACACUGAAUGUGCUGCUCAUAUGCUCUGCCCUCACCCCAAUGUUCCUCAUAGUCAUAGCCCCGUUAAUGGUGUUCUAUUGGUGGGUUCAGAGAUUUUACGUUGCCACGUCUCGGCAGCUUAAGCGUCUGGAGUCGGUCAGCCGCUCUCCCAUAUACUCCCAUUUCUCUGAGACCAUCACUGGCUCGAGCGUAAUCCGAGCCUACGGCAGGAACUCUGCCUUUGUUCUGAUGAGUGACAUGAAAGUUGAUGAGAACCAAAAGAGUUACUACCCGGGUAUAGUGUCCAACAGGUGGCUCGGAGUGCGUAUCGAGUUCAUCGGGAACUGCAUCGUGCUGUUCGCCGCUGUGUUCGCGGUGACGGGAAAGAACAGCCUGAGCCCCGGCCUGGUGGGUCUGUCGGUGUCCUACGCUCUGCAGGUGACCAUGUCUCUGAACUGGAUGGUCCGGAUGACCUCUGACCUGGAGAACAACAUCGUAGCCGUGGAGAGAGUGAAGGAGUACUCCGAGACCAAGACGGAGGCCCCCUGGGAAGUGGAGGACAAGAAGCCGCCUCCUGAGUGGCCCACGGAGGGGAACGUGGAGUUCCACGGCUACAGCGUCCGGUACCGAGAGGGCCUGGACCUGGUCCUGAGGAACAUCACGCUGAAUGUCAAGGGAGGGGAGAAGAUUGGGAUUGUAGGUCGCACAGGGGCUGGAAAAUCGUCCAUGACGCUCUGCCUGUUCCGGCUGCUGGAAGCUGCGGCGGGAGAGAUCACCAUCGAUGGGGUGAAGAUAUCAGAGAUCGGCCUCCACGACCUGCGGUCGAAGCUCACCAUCAUCCCUCAGGAGCCCGUGCUGUUCUCCGGGACUCUGAGGAUGAACCUCGACCCGUUCGACAAGUACGACGACGAAGAGGUCUGGAAAGCUCUGGAACAUUCCCACCUCCACAAGUUUGUCAGCAAUCAGCCGUCAAAGCUGGAGCUGGAGUGCGCAGAGGGAGGAGAGAACCUCAGCGUGGGUCAGAGGCAGCUGGUGUGUCUGGCUCGGGCUCUUCUGAGGAAGACCAGGAUCCUCAUCCUGGAUGAAGCUACCGCUGCUAUCGACCUGGAGACCGAUGACCUCAUCCAGUCCACCAUAAGGACUCAGUUUGAAGGCUGCACCGUCUUCACCAUCGCACACAGACUCAACACUAUCAUGGACUACACAAGAGUGCUGGUGUUGGACAAGGGACAGGUAGCCGAAUUUGAUACUCCCACGAACCUCAUAUCACGGAGGGGAAUCUUCUACGGCAUGGCUAAAGAUGCCGGACUGGCUCAGUAGAGCUGCCUUGAUGUCCCCGCGCUGCAAACCAGGCUUGAGAACCAGCUCAGUUUACUUCAGUCAGAGUUUGUUUCGGACCUGGCGGCGGGACUCUUUGUGCGGACUCGUUUUUUUGGUUUAAUUUUUUCCUGGUUUUGAAUGAAUCCGGGAUUCUUUUUCAGACUUGGGCCAACUGGCACUUGCAAGGAGUCGUAGCGUUUUGUCAACAACUACAUCGGGACGCUGAGAUGAACUCCUGUAUUGUUUUUGACUGUCCUGCGAGCAACCUCACACCUCCAGUCUCGGCGCCGCCCAGCGCCGCCCAGCACCGCCCAUCUCUGUGGCAAGAAGAAGAAAAAAGCCAUAUGUGCAAACGCUGCUUGGCCCAAGUCUGCUCUGUAGUGCCUUUUUGCCAGAAGAAAGUCAGUGAAUGUAUCGUUUUUAAUCGGCUGGCUGCUGCGACACAAAAAAAGGAGGAUCUUUUUUAUUGUUCUAUGUUUUUUCUAUAAAUGCUGUGCCACUGUACCUUCUUCAUAAGGAAAAAAAAAUGUUUUGUGAUAAUUCCACUUAUUUUUGUACUGUACUAUUAUUUAAGUUACUAUUAAAGAACUGUCUCAUGUAGGGAAAUUUUUUCAGUUAAAUAUGUGAUUCUUCUGUGAACCAAAUCUGUAAAAACUUGAAUUAUGUAAUACCAAAAUAUGAAUAAACCUAUUGCCUUUAUUAAAAAGGAAGA
Messenger RNA from Cololabis saira (Pacific saury), 5606 nucleotides. RefSeq names its product ATP-binding cassette, sub-family C (CFTR/MRP), member 3 (gene abcc3). The record is from RefSeq and is a predicted model, not a curated record. The transcript is spliced from 30 exons. NCBI's taxonomy places the organism in Eukaryota, Metazoa, Chordata, Actinopteri, Beloniformes, Belonidae. The coding region runs from base 245 to 4894 and encodes 1549 amino acids. Gene Ontology annotation, cellular component: membrane. Gene Ontology annotation, molecular function: ATP hydrolysis activity; ATP binding; ABC-type transporter activity. Gene Ontology annotation, biological process: transmembrane transport.